Messenger RNA from Colossoma macropomum (tambaqui), 889 nucleotides. RefSeq names its product granzyme B-like. Gene Ontology annotation, biological process: proteolysis. Gene Ontology annotation, molecular function: serine-type endopeptidase activity. The coding region runs from base 15 to 809 and encodes 264 amino acids. The record is from RefSeq and is a predicted model, not a curated record. NCBI's taxonomy places the organism in Eukaryota, Metazoa, Chordata, Actinopteri, Characiformes, Serrasalmidae. The transcript has 5 exons.
UGCAGCAUUUAACCAUGCUACUCCACAUCUCUGCACUGCUCUCCCUCCUCACCUUGUCAAGAGCAAUGGACAGUGGUAUUAUUGGAGGAAAGGAAGUUAAACCUCAUUCCAGACCCUACAUGGUGUCUGUUCAGCAUAAUGGACGUCAUACUUGUGGAGGAAUACUCAUCAGAAAAGACUUUGUACUGACUGCAGCCCACUGUCUGAAUACCAACAGAGCUGAUGUUGGUCACCACAAUAUAGAGGUCGUUCUGGGGGCUCAUAAUAUAAACAAAACAGAAUCAAGUCAGCAGAGAAUCCAAGUAAGAAAUUCCAUCAGGCAUCCAAACUUCAAUAAGUAUACGACUGCAGGUAACUGGAAAAACCUAACUGUAGACAUCAUGCUACUUAAGCUGAAGUCUAAUGCAAAGCUGAAAAAGUCUGUUAAAGUUAUGAAGCUUCCUGGGAAGAAAGACAAGACAUCAGCCAAUGUGAAAUGUACCAUAGCAGGCUGGGGCAUGAGACAGCCUAACAGUGUGGAAUCUAAUGUGUUGAUUGAGACUUCACUCACAGUGCUGCCUCAACCUAAAUGUGAAGGGAUUUGGCAGAUGUACUUUGACUCUGCUUGCAUGAUGUGCACUGCUACAGCUGAAGACAACACUUUCUGUCAGGGUGAUUCUGGAAGUCCUCUGAUGUGUAAGUCUAAGCUGCAGGGCUUAGCCAUCUACACAUCUCGAGAGAGAUGCAAUGACCCUACGUACCCUGGGGUCUAUCUCAAAAUUUCUGCAUUCCUGGACUGGAUUAAAAAGGUCAUGAGCAAAGAGGUCUGAGGCUAUUAAUGUACCCCAGUGGGAACAAAUACUGCUGUAUUUUACAUACUGUUUUAAUAAAACUGACCAUUUAAAAGUUA